Acanthaster planci (crown-of-thorns starfish) is the source of this 968-nucleotide messenger RNA. It is a transcript of the gene rps27a, whose product is annotated as ribosomal protein S27a. Gene Ontology annotation, cellular component: ribosome. Gene Ontology annotation, molecular function: structural constituent of ribosome; protein binding. The record is from RefSeq and is a predicted model, not a curated record. Gene Ontology annotation, biological process: translation. Lineage: Eukaryota; Metazoa; Echinodermata; Asteroidea; Valvatida; Acanthasteridae.
CGUACCACGUGGUCCAGUCUUUCUCUCUUUCACCGCCGCCAUUUUCGUCGGAAGGGUGGCAUUUCACUGCAAACAUGCAGAUCUUUGUGAAGACUCUGACGGGUAAAACCAUCACUCUCGAGGUCGAACCCAGCGACACUAUCGAGAAUGUUAAGGCCAAGAUCCAGGACAAGGAAGGCAUUCCGCCCGACCAGCAGCGGCUGAUCUUUGCCGGCAAGCAGCUGGAGGACGGUCGCACCCUGUCUGACUACAACAUCCAGAAGGAGUCCACCCUGCACCUGGUGCUGAGGCUGCGGGGCGGGGCCAAGAAACGCAAGAAGAAGACCUACACCACGCCCAAGAAGAUCAAGCACAAGAAGAAGAAGGUCAAGCUGGCCGUGCUCAAAUACUACAAAGUUGAUGCGAACGGCAAGAUCACUCGUCUGCGCCGCGAAUGCCCCAGCGAGGAGUGCGGUGCUGGCGUCUUCAUGGCCUCCCACUUUGACCGGCAGUACUGCGGCAAGUGUUGCCUGACGUACGUCUUCAAGGACAAAUAGAUUUUAUAAAAUGACCUAGUUAUUCAUGCAGCAAUGCACUCACUGACAACCGCCAUCUGUGCGUCGGUGUUAAACCAGUGCCCCACUAGUAAUGAGCACCCAUUCUAAACUAGAUUUGGCAUCCAUUCACCAAGGAUUUACUCGGUAAUCUACUUUACAAAACAAACCUCAACCUAAUUAAACCACUGCAUAAAGUAAAAUGAAAUCAAAUCAGUUUAUCAUGGCAAGACCAGUCUGUAUCUAAGGCCGUGUCCGAAACGGGCUUCUAGAGCUACGGCUAGGUCUGUUGUCUGCACGUCUCCACACAUUUCCAAUGGAGCGAAGACCUAGACCUAGCUCUAGACAAGAUAUUCGGAUGCAGCCUAACACUUACGGUUUGUGAGGAUUGGAAAUAAAACUGACACAAGCUUGUGUCAAGUCCUUCUUGUAAAA